GCGGGGUCCAGUCGUGUCAGGGUCCCCCUGAGGGAGAGGCCAAGUCUCACAAAUUCCCUCCCUGACCCUGGCCUUGCUCAGAGCCAAAGGAGGUCCUUGAGAAAGAACCCGCAGUCCUUGGGAACCGGAGUUACGCCCCCCAGCCCCACAGUGUGCUGUUGGGAGGGGAGGUGUCGGGUUACUGCUGGGGGCUAUAGUUAGCUGGGGACUUUGUUUGUCAGCUGGACUCCGAGGAUAGCGUGGCUGCCCCCAGGACUGUCAGCGCUCCUUCCCGCCUGCAGCCUCUGCAGCCUCCAGGUCCGCCCUUUGCCCUGCCCACGCCCCGCCUGGCCCCCAGUCCUGGACCAGGGACCCCUCACACCGCUGGAGAAAGGGUCCAAGUCUUUGUCUGAGCCCGACGACGCCAGGACCCCACCGCUGCUGGUCUCACCCCCAUCCGGAUCUGGCCCUCCUAAAUCCGCCCCAGGGAUGGUGCUGGCGGCUCUGCUCAUCGCCCUUGGCUGCCUCGGCCUCCACGCCCUCUGGCAGGCCCAAGCUGUUCCCAUCCUGCCCCUGGGCCUGGCUCCAGACACCUUUGACGAUGCCUAUGUGGGCUGUUCAGAGGAGAUGGAGGAGAAGGCAGCCUCCCUGCUAAAGGAGGAGAUGGCCCACCAUGCCUUGCUGCGGGAAUCCUGGGAGGCAGCCCAGGAGGCCUGGGAGCACAGGCGACGAGGGCUCACUCUGCCCUCCGGCUUCAAAGCCCAGCAUGGAAUAGCCAUUAUGGUCUACACCAACUCCUCCAACACCUUGUACUGGGAGCUGAACCAGGCCGUGAGGACGGGUGGUGGCUCUCGGGAGCACUACAUGAGGCACUUCCCCUUCAAGGCCCUACAUUUCUACCUGACCCGGGCCCUGCAGCUGCUGCAGGGCAGUGGAGGCUGCAGUAGGGGACCUGGGGAGAUAGUGUUCCGAGGAGUGCUUAGCCUUCGCUUUGAACCUCGGAGGCUGGGGGACUCUGUCCGCUUUGGCCAGUUUGCCUCCAGCUCCCUGGAUGAGGCGAUGGCCCGCAGAUUUGGUAAUGCCACCCUCUUCUCUCUAAGGACUUGCUUUGGGGCCCCUAUCCAGGCCCUGUCUGUCUUUCCUGAGGAGCAUGAGGUGCUGAUUCCCCCCCAUGAAGUCUUCUCGGUCAUCAGGUUCUCCCAGGAUGGAGCUCAGAACCUAGUGACUCUCUGGAGCUAUAAUCAGACCUGCAGCCACUUUAACUGCGCCUUUUUGGGUGGGGAGAAGAGGCAGGGCUGUGUGUACACACCAGCAGGAGGGCAGCCAGAGUUACCCUCUGAGGGAGUCUUCUCUCUGCUUUCCUGGAAGACCCUGCUCUUGGCUCCUGUGGGGUUCCAGCUGUCAGGAGUUGGGCCCUGAAAAUCUACCACCUGCCACUAGCAGUCCUGGGAACUGGUGACCUUCUUAUUAAUAUAAAGAAAGGGGGCUUCAAACAGCCCCAAGAAGCAAGAACAUGGUUUUGGAUCCAGCCCUAGCAGCCAUCUCCCCAACCAGGAUGUGGGAAGACUUGAGGCCACAGCAGGGUUGAGGGAGCCCCGAUCUGUGGUGGGGACCCCGUGAGAUAAGCCAGGGAAGUACUGUGAUGGUUACUUGAUUAAACACUGUUGCAGUGCGGAGACGUA
Messenger RNA from Microcebus murinus (gray mouse lemur), 1661 nucleotides. It is a transcript of the gene ART5, whose product is annotated as ADP-ribosyltransferase 5. Gene Ontology annotation, molecular function: NAD+ poly-ADP-ribosyltransferase activity; NAD+-protein-arginine ADP-ribosyltransferase activity. Lineage: Eukaryota; Metazoa; Chordata; Mammalia; Primates; Cheirogaleidae. The record is from RefSeq and is a predicted model, not a curated record.